Messenger RNA from Condylostylus longicornis, 1071 nucleotides. RefSeq names its product craniofacial development protein 2-like. NCBI's taxonomy places the organism in Eukaryota, Metazoa, Arthropoda, Insecta, Diptera, Dolichopodidae. The transcript has a single exon. The record is from RefSeq and is a predicted model, not a curated record. The coding region runs from base 1 to 1071 and encodes 356 amino acids. Gene Ontology annotation, biological process: chromatin remodeling. Gene Ontology annotation, molecular function: catalytic activity. Gene Ontology annotation, cellular component: nucleus.
AUGAAACGUUUGAACAUUGACAUUCUCGGCAUAAGCGAAACUUGGUUACCAGGCGUAAAUGAUUUCUUCGUCGACGAAGGAUACAAAAUAUAUUGCUCGGGAAACAACACACCAAAUCACAGAAACGGUGUUGCAGUUAUAAUAACGAAGAAAAUUGCAAGCAGUGUUGAACAAUGCAUACCACUUUCAGACAGGGCGCUACUACUAAAAAUAAAAGCUAAAUCUAUUUCUCUGAAUAUUAUUCAAGUAUACGCACCAACAGCAGAUAAAAGUGAUGAAAUAAUUGAAAAUUUCUACAGUGAGCUUUCCGAAUUGACAAAAUUUACUAGGCCUCAUGAAAUGAAUAUUAUCAUGGGAGAUUUCAAUGCAAAAAUCGGGUUGGGAAGAGUGGACAACAUAGUUGGCCCGUUUGCAUUAGGAAAUAGGAAUGAUAGAGGUGAUCGUCUAAUCCAAUUUUGUCAAGAGGAGAGUCUUACAGUAACUAACACCUGGUUUUCUUUACCACGUAGAAGACUCUACACCUGGAAGUCUCCCCAAGACACAGAUGGAAAUAUAGUACGCAACCAGAUUGAUUUCAUACUCAUUAACAGAAGAUUCCAUACAUCAGUUUCCAAAGUUCGCACGUGUCCAGGAGCUGAUGUAUCAUCAAAUCACAACCUCCUUCUGUCCAAAAUUAAAAUCAAAUUAUCUAAAUCGCAAAGCCAACACAGACCAAAGCGACUGAACCUAGAUAAACUUGAAGAUAGUGAGUUCAAAUCAAGACUAACUGUGGAGAUAAAUACCAACCUCAGAUCUCUCGAUAGAAAUGAUAAUCUUGAAUUAGAAUGGAAUCAAAUGAAAAAUACUUUAAACACUGUUGCUGAAAGAAAUUUGGGCCCGAAAAAUUUUACUCCAAAAAAAAAGUGGAUGACCGAAGAAAUAAUAAAUUUGAUGGCACAGAGAAGGAAACAUCGAAACAAAAGCGAUCAGGAAUACAAACGAAUACAACGUCUCAUAAGAUCGAAAAUAAGACAAGAAGUGCGAGGAAAUAGAAAAACUAGACCGCGCUCACGAUAUGUUUACCCUGCAUAA